This is a messenger RNA of Balaenoptera musculus (blue whale), 4057 nucleotides long. It is a transcript of the gene DSE, whose product is annotated as dermatan sulfate epimerase. The coding region runs from base 261 to 3134 and encodes 957 amino acids. The record is from RefSeq and is a predicted model, not a curated record. Gene Ontology annotation, molecular function: chondroitin-glucuronate 5-epimerase activity. Lineage: Eukaryota; Metazoa; Chordata; Mammalia; Artiodactyla; Balaenopteridae. The transcript has 6 exons.
CGUAGUAGCGCCGCCCGAGGCUGCAGCGGCGCAUCCUGCGGCGCGGCGCCCACCCGCACCCAUGGCGCGGCGGGCGCGCUGAGGGCUCGGCUCCGAGGGCGCCGGGGUCCCGGGCGCCCUGGAGUGAGGGGGGCCGGGAAGGGGUUCCGGAGCCUGGGCCCAAGCUGGGAGGCGACGCCCGAGAGGACGAAGCCGCGGCGGGGAGCGGAUCUUUCGAAGAUGGUUUGGCUGCCUUGGAGAUUUGGAGAUCUGAUGCCACGAUGAGGACUCACACACGGGGGGCUCCCAGUGUGUUUUUCAUAUAUUUAUUUUGCUUUGUGUCAGCCUACGUCACCGACGAGAACACAGAAGUCAUGAUUCCCUUUAUGAAUGCCAACUACGACAGCCAUCCAAUGCUGUACUUCUCCAGGGCAGAGGUGGCCAAGCUCCAGCUCAGGGCUGCCAGCUCCCACGAGCACAUUGCCGCCCGGCUCACUGAGGCCGUGCACACCAUGCUGUCCAGCCCCUUGGAGUACCUCCCUCCCUGGGAUCCCAAGGAGUACAGCGCCCGCUGGAAUGAAAUUUACGGCAACAACUUGGGGGCCUUGGCCAUGUUCUGCGUGCUGUAUCCUGAGAACAUUGAAGCCCGAGAUAUGGCCAAAGACUACAUGGAGAGGAUGGCAGCUCAGCCUAGUUGGUUGGUGAAAGAUGCUCCUUGGGAUGAAGUCCCGCUUGCUCACUCCCUGGUUGGUUUUGCCACUGCCUAUGACUUCUUGUACAACUACCUGAGCAAGACACAACAGGAGAGGUUUCUUGAAGUGAUUGCCAAUGCUUCGGGAUAUAUGUAUGAAACUUCAUACAGGAGAGGAUGGGGAUUUCAAUACCUGCACAACCAUCAGCCCACCAACUGCAUGGCCUUGCUCACAGGAAGCCUAGUCCUGAUGAAUCAAGGGUAUCUUCAAGAAGCUUACUUAUGGACCAAACAAGUUCUGACCAUCAUGGAGAAGUCUCUUGUCUUGCUCCGAGAGGUGACAGACGGCUCUCUCUAUGAAGGAGUUGCAUAUGGCAGCUACACCACUAGAUCACUCUUCCAGUAUAUGUUUCUUGUUCAGAGGCACUUUGACAUCAACCACUUUGGCCACCCGUGGCUUAAACAACACUUUGCAUUUAUGUAUAGAACCAUCCUGCCAGGGUUUCAAAGAACUGUGGCUAUUGCAGACUCAAAUUACAACUGGUUUUAUGGUCCAGAAAGCCAAUUAGUGUUCCUGGAUAAAUUUGUCAUGCGUAACGGCAGUGGUAACUGGUUGGCUGACCAGAUCAGAAGGAACCGUGUGAUGGAAGGUCCAGGGACGCCUUCCAAAGGGCAGCGCUGGUGUACGCUUCACACAGAAUUUCUCUGGUAUGAUGCCAGCUUGAAAUCUGUCCCCCCUCCAGAUUUUGGCACCCCAGCAUUGCAUUAUUUUGAAGACUGGGGUGUUGUGACUUAUGGAAGUGCGCUGCCUGCAGAAAUCAAUAGAUCUUUCCUUUCCUUCAAGUCAGGAAAACUUGGGGGACGUGCAAUAUAUGACAUUGUCCACAGAAACAAAUACAAAGACUGGAUCAAAGGCUGGAGAAAUUUUAACGCAGGCCAUGAACAUCCUGAUCAAAACUCCUUUACUUUUGCUCCCAACGGUGUGCCUUUCAUUACUGAGGCUCUCUAUGGGCCAAAGUAUACCUUCUUCAACAAUGUUUUGAUGUUUUCCCCAGCUGUGUCCAAGAGCUGCUUUUCUCCCUGGGAAGGUCAGGUCACAGAAGACUGUUCAUCAAAAUGGUCUAAAUACAAGCAUGACCUGGCAGCUAGCUGUCAGGGGAGAGUGGUUGCUGCAGUGGAGAAAAAUGGGGUGGUUUUCAUCCGAGGAGAGGGUGUGGGCGCUUAUAACCCCCAGCUCCGUCUGAAGAACGUUCAGAGGAAUCUGAUGCUCCUGCAUCCACAGCUUCUCCUCCUUGUGGAUCAGAUACACCUGGGAGAGGACAGCCCCUUGGAGACGGCAGCAAGCUUCUUCCACAAUGUGGAUUUUUCUUUUGAGGAGACAGUGGUAGAUGGGGUCCAUGGGGCUUUCAUCAGGCAGCGAGAUGGUCUCUAUAAAAUGUACUGGAUGGAUGAUACCGGCUACAGUGAGAAAGGAACCUUUGCUUCAGUGACAUACCCUCGGGGCUAUCCCUACAACGGGACCAACUAUGUGAAUGUCACCACACACCUCCGAAGUCCCAUCACCAGGGCAGCUUACCUCUUCAUAGGGCCCUCCGUAGAUGUCCAGAGCUUCAGCAUCCACGGAGACUCUCAGCAACUGGAUGUGUUCAUAGCCACCAGCGAGCAUGCCUACGCCACUUACCUGUGGACAGGUGAGACUACAGAACAGUUGGCCUUGGCACAGGUCAUUGCCGACCGUCAGAAAAUUCUGUUUGACCGGAGUUCGGCCGUCAAGAGCACCGUGGUCCCUGAGGUGAAGGACUACGCCGCUGUUGUGGAACAGAACCUGCAGCAUUUUAAGCCAGUGUUCCAGCUGCUGGAGAAGCAGAUCCUGUCCCGAGUCCGGAACACAGCCAGCUUUAGGAAGACUGCUGAGCGCCUGCUGAGAUUUUCAGAUAAGAGACAGACCGAGGAGGCCAUCGACAGAAUUUUUGCCAUAUCACAGCAGCAGCAGCAAAGCAAGUCCAAGAAAAACCGAAGGGCAGGCAAGCGCUAUAAAUUUGUGGAUGCCGUCCCUGAUAUUUUUGCACAGAUUGAAGUCAAUGAGAAGAAGAUUCGACAGAAAGCUCAGAUUUUGGCACAGAAAGAGCUGCCCAUAGAUGAAGAUGAAGAAAUGAAAGACCUUUUAGAUUUUGCAGAUGUAACAUAUGAGAAACACAAAAAUGGUGAUUUGAUGAAAGGCCGGUUUGGACAGGCUCGGAUGGUGACGACGACUCGCAGCAGAGCCCCAGCACUGUCUGCUUCGUAUACCAGGCUGUUCCUGAUUCUGAACAUCGCUAUUUUCUUUGUCAUGUUGGCAAUGCAACUGACUUAUUUCCAGAGGGCCCAGAGCCUACAUGGCCAAAGAUGUCUUUAUGCAGUCCUUCUAAUAGAUAGCUGUAUUUUAUUAUGGUUGUACUCUUCUUGUUCCCAAUCCCAGUGUUAGCACUGAAGCUAUAAAUUGCUUGAUCAUUUUGUGGUCACAAGUCUGUGCAAAAAAAAAAAAAUCAUUGCCCUCGUUUGUUACUGGAUUUUUUUUCUCAGAUUCUUUUAACAAAUUAAGGGGAAGGUACUUUCACACAAGAAAGCAGGGACGUGGAGAAAUCAGUAUGGGUAAAGGCAAAGAAUUUAUCAAAGGAAUAAGAGUAGCUUGGUUGUCACAUGGUGUUUCUGGAAGUGGCUUGGCUGAAUUAGCCGUCCAUAUACUACUACUCUCAAAAGAACAAAAUGUCUGGUUUUAAGUAAUAUUUCUUCUUAAGAGAAAAAGACUUAGAUAGAAUUGGAUUUUAUUAAUAUUAAUUUAAUGCUAUUAGCGAUCUCCAGAUACUAUUUUAUGAAAAGACUGAAGCACACAAUUCUAAGAAAUACAGAAAAAAUUUUUUAAUGGUGUAGUCAUGUUGAAAAUAAAUGUUAAUAAGUCCUGGUGUGGUGGUGUCACCUUCCUUAGAGAGUAAUUCAUGAGUUAAGUGAAUAACAGCAUCUGUACAUUGGGUUACUAUUCAGAUAACAUAGUAAAGUGAUGGUAGAAGAUUAUUGAAAAAUUUGAGAUAUGUUUCCAGUGGAAAACAUAUAUCUAUGAAUGAAUUUCCUUGAUGAUGUUGGUUUCAGCAUACACAUAAUUGACUGCUUUUACACACCCAUUGGUUAUUCAAUAAACGAGACAAUUACAGGUAACUUAAUUUUCUAUUUUCCUUCUAUGGAAAACUGUUAUAGACCCAAUGACUAACUUCAAAAUAAAUAUAUGCUGAACAUUGAUUUCAGUACCAAAGAAGAUGGGGAAGCUAAAAUUUGGAUAUGAUUCUUACUUUUUUUAAUAGAAAACUUUCUUCAAUUUAUUUUGCUAAAUAAACAUCAUAAUUGUGAUUUUUC